Molecule: messenger RNA, 1289 nt
Organism: Solanum dulcamara
Lineage: Eukaryota; Viridiplantae; Streptophyta; Magnoliopsida; Solanales; Solanaceae
Product: naringenin,2-oxoglutarate 3-dioxygenase
Exons: 3
Coding region: 79-1179 (366 amino acids)
Source: RefSeq, a predicted model, not a curated record
CCUCACUACUUAUUACUUACCAACAAUAAAAGUAAGGGUGCAUGCGUACUUAACUCUUUUGUACAAACAAGAAAAAGUAUGGCACCUUCAACAUUAACAGCUUUGGCUGAUGAAAAAACUCUUCAAACAAGUUUCAUAAGGGAUGAAGAAGAGCGUCCUAAAGUGGCUUACAACAAAUUCAGCGAUGAGAUUCCAGUCAUAUCAUUGAAGGGUAUUGAUGAGAUUAAUGGAAGAAGAGGUGAAAUAUGUGAAAACAUUGUUAAAGCAUGUGAAGAUUGGGGCGUUUUUCAGGUAGUUGAUCAUGGGGUUGAUGAUCAAUUAAUAUCACAAAUGACUAAAUUUGCUAAGGAAUUCUUCGCCUUGCCUCCUGAGGAGAAGCUUCGGUUUGACAUGUCUGGUGGCAAGAAAGGUGGUUUCAUUGUCUCUAGCCAUCUACAGGGUGAAGUAGUCCAAGAUUGGCGUGAAAUUGUGACCUACUUCUCAUACCCAAUUCGUGCUAGAGACUACUCUAGAUGGCCAGACAAACCACAAGGAUGGAUAGCUGUAACUGAAAAGUACAGUGAAAAGUUAAUGGAGUUGGCUUGCAAAUUAUUAGAAGUAUUAUCAGAGGCAAUGGGCUUAGAUAAGGAGGCCUUAACCAAGGCAUGUGUGGAUAUGGACCAAAAAGUGGUUGUCAAUUUUUACCCAAAGUGUCCACAGCCUGACCUUACACUUGGGCUCAAACGACACACUGAUCCAGGAACCAUCACCCUCUUGUUACAAGACCAAGUUGGUGGCCUUCAAGCCACUAAAGAUAAUGGCAAAACUUGGAUCACUGUUCAGCCCGUUGAAGGGGCUUUUGUUGUUAAUCUUGGUGAUCAUGGUCACUAUUUGAGCAAUGGGAGGUUCAAGAACGCUGAUCAUCAAGCAGUGGUGAACUCGAAUAGCAGCAGAUUAUCUAUAGCCACUUUCCAGAAUCCAGCACCGGAGGCAAUAGUGUAUCCGUUAAAAAUUAGGGAAGAAGAGAAGGCAAUAAUGGAUGAGCCCAUAACAUUUGCAGAAAUGUACAGAAGGAAAAUGAGUAAGGAUCUUGAGCUUGCUAGGCUCAAGAAGCUGGCCAAGCAACAACAGAUACAAGCUGAAGAGGCUGCUGAAAAAGUCCAAUUGGAGUCCAAGCCCAUUGAGGAAAUUCUUGCUUAAGCUUUUACAAUUUUAGCACAUAUAUUGGGUGUUGAAAAAAAGAUGCUACUCGUGUAAUUUCUUUUAUCACUGUUGUGAUCUUGAAUAACGAUAAAUCAUGUUCUUGUGAA